AUGGCGGAACCCUACGCGGACCCUGAAACGGUCCCGCCAAAGCCUACUAAUCGGCGCAGAGCAGGCAACGCAGGGUCCAUCCUAGCUCGAACCGGUUCCGGCGACAACCACCAAAAUAUAUCCGGCGUUCGGCACGUUCGCAGGAGGGUUGUGGUGCCGGAGGAGUACGUAGUGCCUCUUCCGCCAACGCCUGGCAUCUACCGACAGGGCUCGUUCGGCUCCCGGGUUCUGUCACGGACCCCUAAGGAUCCAGGCUCCGCGUAUUCUAGUAGAUUUGGAUAUCCGGCCGACAUACCUCAGUCCGCCCCGCCCAUCCCGGACAGGAGACAUGACCGUCUCACAUACGCCUUCCCCCGCGUGUAUGACAAUGGAGGGCGCAGCUCACAGGAUUUCCGCGGCCCUGUAGGGAACCGUAGGAUCCCCAUGCAAUAUGAAGAGAGAGUUGGCCACUCUCGUUCCCGCUCACGCUCGCGCUCACCGCGGCAUGUAACCUCCGAAGUUAGCAGCGGUGUCCGCACGAAAAGGGCCCGCUCUCGUUCUCGUGGGAGCGAUGACUCGUCAUCUAACCAAAGCUCCGAUGUGAGCUUCGCACGGUCGCGCCCCUAUGGUGACGAUGACGACUUCAGGGAAGACGAAUUUACCACCACCCAAGUCUACGAGUUCAACCCCUCCCGUCUGUCACGGACUCCCUCCCAAGACCGCUCGAUAGCGGCAAGUGGCUCAGAAGGAGAGGGCCCUUUGCCAGAAGCUGAAAGGAGUACUGCUGGUCAAGUUGAAGGGUUCUCCACGUCGGCGACAACCCGAACGCUCCAGAUUUAUCGGUCGGAAUAUACGGGGGAUGCGUUCGCUGACGGAUCCCACUCUGCUAGGCUGACCGUGAUCCAUGACCCCAAGAAAACAAAGCAGCCAGUUUUCAGGUGGAUACAUAUUAAGCAGACCAGCUUGAACUUCGACGAGCUUUCGCACGAAGUAUCCCACAUUUCCGGUCUCGGGGAUGGCGAUAAGAACGGCCUAUCCAAGCUCCUGGCGGAGGUCAAGAAGAGCUGCGUAAAGUCUACGCCCGCUGCGAAGGGCUCAAACAUCAAGCAUAUGGAGCCGAGAUUCAUACAGAUUCUCCUCCCUCCCGAUCAGAGAUCCAAGGGGCAGACCCCAGCCAUCCGGACUGUUACGUGGCUAUGUGUUCCCUAUUUCUCUCUCGAGAAGUAUGCCGGGCCCCUCUCAGCGGCCAACACAGCGACCUUCCCGGCCCAAACCUUGUUGCAGGCGCAGUAUUCUGGCGUCCCUCAAGACCGCGAUAUGCAACAAGUGGUCCAGCAGCUCGGUCACGUACCACCAGAGAUGUGCUUUCACAUCAGUCAAUUCUGGUGUAUCAUCCUCGAUAACUCCCUCCUGAUUACCUGCGGAACGAACUCGGCAGAAGCCGCCAUGCAGAGCGACGUCCUCGAUAUUGUAACGGAGCCGCUCAAGAGCCCUUCCGCUGGUGGGGCCUUGAUAUAUGUCUACUAUACCGAAGCCGUGUUAUGGGUUCUCUCUAUUGAUGAGUGUGCAUCUUGGUUUGCGUUUAUAUCCCAUUUCCAUGACUUUUGGCCUCAGACCCUGAGCUUCUCCCAUCGGGACCGCCCCAUCACGGCGGAUGACUGGCCCCGGAUACUCAACCUUGCCAGGCAUUCGAAAUCCAAAACUAUGCUGUACCUCAGGAUUUGGAAUGCACCACGGCCGCCUGCCCGGGGUAUCCUCAAGCCUAUCGGUAAAGGUGCUAUAAAGUCGGAAGGUACAAACACGGACGAGCCACAGCAAGGCUUGAAGCCCCCACAGGACAAGGGGAAAGGAAGGCCGGAUUCCAGCCCUGCGCCUACCCCUGCCUCUGAAUUGGAUGUUCUGCCAGAUAGGGUGAACGACAGGUUCCAUGUCUUUAGCUGGCUGGAGACUGUUCUCACAACUGGCGAUGCCAACUCCCAAGUACAAGUCGAGUCGCUCCGGAUACAAUUACAGGAGGUUGAAGACUAUCUCAAGAACAGCACGAGCUUUUCGGAUCGAAGGGCAUACCAAGACAGCCAAGCAGCCACUCGACUCUCUUGCUUCCGGUACCUUAGAGACCAGGGCGGCUUGACAGAGGAGUUCAAAAAGCGGCCUCGGAUGAAGCAGGACUACGAGGACCGUAUCGAUAUCCUAAACGCCGCUGACAUUGUCUAUCGGUUCUUCCUCCCCCUUGGAUUCGACGGGCCGACGGUGAGGAAGUUCUGGGGCGCCAUCAACCUCUUGGUCCAAAUGCCAGCGAGGAGCAACCAGCAACGAAGAGGCCAAGGGUCGGGUCGUGCCGACCUUGUCGUCCCCUUGGUCAGGUCGUAUCUCAGGAAGCUCACGCAGGCGAUCCAGUCUUUCAAAAACAUCCUCUCGCACGCCCAGCCCCUCGAGCGCGCGAGCAUUACUGUCCCGGAUGGCCUGAUACGCGCGUGGUUGCAUCUCCUGAUGGCCAUGAUCUACAGCUCACAAGGCGCCUUUGCCUGGGCCGAGCAUAGCGAAGUUGCUCGGACUCUGAUCAAGGGAGGCAUGGCAGAGGUGAUCGAAGAGAUGGCUGGCGACUCACUUCUGAAAAAGGUGGUGAUUCUACCAAUGGAGGUUGUGUCUUUGGUCACGUUGAAGUUGCUCCAGGAUUCAACGGGGGUGUAUCCCAACAUCGGCACAACCUACUCGGAGUAUCUAGACGCCCUAGGAAACGAGAUAGCAACGAAGCCGUCGGACAGAUCUUUUCAGCACCGAAUCAGUCUACUCAAGCAGGAGGUCGGCGUCGUCCUGAGGACGGUAGCGGCGCAAAGCCUCAUCUACAGCGCCAUAAUCAACUCCCGGUUUAAGACACAGCUGUCUGGGAGCAGCGACGGUCUAGAGCUGCGUGCUCGGGGGAGACAACUGGCGAACUACGAUGGUCGCGACAUUGCCAGACCCGCCCGUGAGGCCAGAUAUGCGGGCCUGGAGAUGAGUCCCCCGCCCUACGCCCACGUGCCCAGGAACAGGCGCGAUAAUCAACAGACAUGGGCCUACGUUGAGCCCACUACCCGGCAAGACCACGGCAGACCUGCCCAAGAGGCCGGCGUGGAGGACUGGAUGCUUGCGCCUGAAGAGUUCUACAAGCUGGCGCCUACCGAUCCAGGCGGAUUUCGCGAUCUCCUGGCUGCGGAGUGCCUAUCGUUCCUGGAAAAGCGAGCUAGGGAGUUCAAUGGAUUCGAUCUGCAUGCAGAUGACCUCCAAGAAGAGAACAUGAACAAGUUUGAGGACUCCAAAGACAGGCAAGAACUGGCGAUAUACGCCUUCACGAUUGUCACGGUCAUCUUCCUGCCGCUGAGCUUUGUUGCGGGCGUGUUUGGCAUGAACACCAGCGACAUACGUGAUAUGGAGUUUGGACAGUGGGCGUACUGGGCUUCUGCAAUCCCCGUCACCGUGCUCGUCAUCCUGAUAGGGCUCUGGUGGAUGGGCGAGCUGGGCAACGCCUUCGCCUGGCUCGGGUACCGGAAUGGUGGCCGGAGGGGGGUGUACGCCCUCGCCUCGCCGUACAAUAGAUCGUCAGGAGGCAUCUUUACAUCCAGGAUACGGGUAUCAGAGGCAGCUCCACCCCCGCCCCCGCCCCCGUAUCGGAACCCGGUCCUGGAAGACACUGUUGUCUACGGAGCCCACAGUCGAGCCCACAGUCCCGAACGACGCAGAUUGCGUCAGAGACAGGGAGCCUACAGUUAUUGA
This is a messenger RNA of Phialemonium atrogriseum, 3732 nucleotides long. RefSeq lists its product as uncharacterized. The coding region runs from base 1 to 3732 and encodes 1243 amino acids. NCBI's taxonomy places the organism in Eukaryota, Fungi, Ascomycota, Sordariomycetes, Cephalothecales, Cephalothecaceae. Gene Ontology annotation, biological process: metal ion transport; transmembrane transport. Gene Ontology annotation, molecular function: magnesium ion transmembrane transporter activity; cobalt ion binding; magnesium ion binding. The record is from RefSeq and is a predicted model, not a curated record. The transcript has 10 exons. Gene Ontology annotation, cellular component: plasma membrane.